Molecule: messenger RNA, 520 nt
Organism: Triticum aestivum (bread wheat)
Lineage: Eukaryota; Viridiplantae; Streptophyta; Magnoliopsida; Poales; Poaceae
Product: histone H4
Exons: 1
Coding region: 90-401 (103 amino acids)
Cellular component (GO): nucleosome
Molecular function (GO): protein heterodimerization activity; structural constituent of chromatin; DNA binding
Source: RefSeq, a predicted model, not a curated record
AUUCGGCUCCACCCCCUCCCAGCGAGAAAUCCCCAAUUCCUUCGUCUUCUUCCUCGCGAGACGCACACAGCAGAGCAGAGAGCGAGAAGAUGUCCGGGCGCGGCAAGGGCGGCAAGGGGCUGGGCAAGGGCGGGGCGAAGCGGCACAGGAAGGUGCUGCGGGACAACAUCCAGGGGAUCACCAAGCCGGCGAUCCGGCGGCUAGCGCGGAGGGGCGGGGUGAAGCGCAUCUCCGGGCUCAUCUACGAGGAGACUCGCGGCGUGCUCAAGAUCUUCCUCGAGAACGUCAUCCGCGACGCAGUCACCUACACCGAGCACGCGCGCCGCAAGACCGUCACCGCCAUGGACGUCGUGUACGCGCUCAAGCGCCAGGGCCGCACCCUGUACGGCUUCGGCGGUUAGGCGAUAGCUAGCUAGGCUUCAAUGUGUCUAUCAGGUCGCUGGUCUGCGAAUGCUUGUGCCUGUGGUUUGAUUUAAUGCUUGUUAUGAGGAAAUGCUGCCUGGAUGUGUUUCUCUGUUCA